AUGGGUGAACAUAACCAGUGUAAUGUGGCCAAUGUAAAUGAUGGAGAAGCAUAUUUGGACACAGGUAAGGGAGCAUUGUUGACCGAGUUACAGUUGACGGCAUUGAGAGGCCCCUUUGAAUAUAAGGUGCAAUUCUCUUGCACCAAGAGGUUUCUUGUGGUUUGUUGUCAACGUCCAUGCCCAUGGCAGGUCCGAUCAUCGAGAAUUGGAGAAUACAACUUCAUGAUUGUGAGGUGUACAGCUGUCCAUGAAUGUGAUUUGAGGUUUGUAAAUAACAACCAUCAUCAAGCAACCGCAACACUUGUAGCCACUUCAUUGAAAAGGAAGUUGAAGGAUUCUUGGACAAUAUACACACCAACUGACAUAAUGAGAGAUGUCAAACACAACUUUGGUUUGACCAUCCAUUAUUCGAAAGCUUGGAAAGCGAGGGAGUUAGCUCUAAUGUCCAUUAGAUGA
This is a messenger RNA of Prunus armeniaca (apricot), 456 nucleotides long. Lineage: Eukaryota; Viridiplantae; Streptophyta; Magnoliopsida; Rosales; Rosaceae. The record is from the annotation of a GenBank genome assembly.